UAUAUAAGUUCAGAAAUGGAAUCACUUGUCAUUGGGUUACGAAUAAUAAUGGCCUGGUAAAAUAUAACUACUAGUAACUAUUGGUCGUUCAAAUAUUCAUUUUAAGUGUAUUUGACUAAUAGUCUACAAUGAAUCCUGCUGUGAAAAAUCUGCGAAAGCAGCGAAGAGCACAGCACCGACUCGCUAGGGAUAUGAAUAUCAAAUGCAGCGAUGAACCUACGCAGUGCUUAAUGAUUUGCAAUGCCGGACUGGUUACGGGAUUGCGAAGAGAGGAUGUGGAUAGCAUCGUAAAUGAAUUGGUACCAUCGUAUAAUUUAAUCAUGCCAGUCGGUAAAUCGUAUUGUUUUUUGAAACUGCGUACUAAGGAACAUGCUCAGAUUGUAUUCGACGCUUUACAUGGCAGAUUGAAAUUUCAGAACAAGAAUACCCCAUUGUAUUUGUCCUUUACUGAAACUGUUCCAAGUGCAGAUGACGAUUUGUGGAAUAAACCUCUCCCACCAGGGUUGAGAUUAAUAGAAGAAUUUAUAACUUUGGAGGAAGAAGAUUUCCUUUUGAAAUUUCUCGACUGGACAGAAACAGGGACAAAUCCCUCUGAACUGAAGCACAGACAAGUCAAGCAUUUUGGAUACGAGUUUCGAUAUGACACUAACAAAGUGGACCCUGACAAUCCAAUAGCUCCUAUUCCAGAAUCGUACAAAUUUCUGCUGACUCGCUUCAAGGAACACCAUUGUGGAAACUAUGAUUAUGAUCAGCUUACAAUCAACCGUUACUUACCAGGCCAAGGUAUUCCCCCUCAUAUAGAUACACAUAGUCCGUUCGAAGAUACUAUUCUUUCCUUGUCUUUGGGUUCCCCUUGUGUGAUGGAAUUUAAACGUGGGGAGGAGCGAAGAUUGGUAUUUCUUUCAUCCAGAUCGCUACUGGUUAUGUCAGGGGAAGCACGAUACGCAUGGAUCCACGGAAUUGUACCAAGACACAAUGACGUUAUCAGAAACAAAGACGGAGUAACGGUUUUGCAAAGGUCAACGCGUACCUCUUUCACAUUUCGGAAACUCCACAGUGGUGACUGCAGAUGUAGUUUCGAAAAAUAUUGCGACUCUCGAAAAAAUUAUUCCUCGACUAUUAUCAAUAAUAACUUAGCUUCUGAUAUAGAGAAUACGUACGUUCAUAAGGUUUACGAACAGAUAUCAGACCAUUUCAGUGAAACGCGACACAAACCCUGGCCUAAUGUAACAAAAUUUAUUGAAUCACUGGAUAAAGGAGGAUUGCUCUUGGAUGUUGGAUGUGGGAAUGGAAAAUAUCUCCACGGAAGACCAGAUAUCUUUAAGGUGGGUUGUGACCGCAGUUUUGGAUUGACUGAUGUUUGCCAUGGUAGAGGAUUCGAAGUAUUACUGGCAGAUUGUUUGCAUAUUCCAUACAAAAACGAUUCCUUGGAUGCUGUGAUCAGUAUAGCGGUUAUUCACCAUCUUUCCACAAUCGACAGAAGAAAACAAGCCAUUUCCGAAAUAACACGAGUGUUAAAACCCGGAGGUCAUUGUUUAAUCUAUGUUUGGGCAAAGGAACAAAAAAAGAAUUCCGUAGCAUCCACCUACUUGAAAAGUCGCACAAAUGAACAUGACAAGCUUUUGAAUGAUUUGGGGGAAACUGUGACUAUCGAAGGAGGCGCAAUUCUUCCUGUCCACGAAAACCGUACGGAAUUCACACAUUCAGAUAUGCUCGUUCCGUGGAAACGAAAAGGUGGUGGUAAUUUCCUUAGAUUCUACCACGUAUUUGAAGAAGGCGAAUUGUCCAGUUUGUGUUCAGAAUUGCCCAACGUUUUAAUUACGAAUACUUAUUACGAUCAAGGCAAUUGGUGUAUAAUUCUAGAAAAAGUAAAAAGCUAA
Neodiprion virginianus is the source of this 1880-nucleotide messenger RNA. Its product is annotated as alkylated DNA repair protein alkB homolog 8. NCBI's taxonomy places the organism in Eukaryota, Metazoa, Arthropoda, Insecta, Hymenoptera, Diprionidae. Gene Ontology annotation, molecular function: S-adenosylmethionine-dependent methyltransferase activity; tRNA binding. The transcript is spliced from 8 exons. The record is from RefSeq and is a predicted model, not a curated record. Gene Ontology annotation, biological process: tRNA wobble uridine modification. Gene Ontology annotation, cellular component: nucleus; cytoplasm. Bases 129 to 1880 code for a protein of 583 amino acids.